GAAUCUUCUAUCAGUAAUAUCUGAACAUAACGCGAGUGAUACGUGGAUUUAUCUGCUGUGGUAUUUGCUUCGGCAAAUGGCGCAUGUUCAUUUCGACCGGCCACUUGGAGGAAGUUGUAGAGGUUGUGGAAAUCUAAACUUCUCACGAUUUGGCCUCCAUAUCUACUCUCAGCUUCGAACUAAAGCUCUUAAUUUUCGUCGAUUGGAAUUUCUGAGUUUCCGAUAGCCAUUUCGAUCUCUGGCAUCUCUUUUUUGCUGAUUUUCAAUCUACAUACAAAUUUAUCUUUCACCAUUAUUUCGACUUUUGUCGACUUCAGAGUGUUUCCGACGAGAUCAGGCUUUGUGCCCUAACUGGGACGCUUUGUGUCGCUUUGAAGGCAACGAUUCUUUACGCGUGCAGUGCACAUCGAAUAGUUUUUUUAGGAUAAUUAUGGUUUUAUCACUAUUCGGAAGUUCCCGAGGUAUAGUAAAACUGCGAAAUGUAUUAGCUAUUAUCUACAAGACUUCAGUUUUAUUUAUCGCAAACUUGUUUUAAUUUUAUAAUCUGUGAUGGUGUUUAUCAUAUAUUAAUAAAUCUGUGAGGUGUGCGUGUGUGGUGGAUUUUUAAAAAGAAGUUAUGUGCGCGUGUUUACCACAGAAGAAUGUGCAAAAUGAUAAAAAGUGUAUUUUUUUACACAAAAUAGUGAAUAUACGAAGAUUCAUAAAUAAUAAAAAUGACGCAGAAUGCAGCGUCAUUUUGUAUGACGUCAUUUUGAGUUUCAAGAUUUGUUAUCUUAGCAACGUGAAAUUAAAUGUCACAUUGGAGAUUCGGUUAAGAUUCGAAGAAACAUGAAAAUUUAUAUUUGCUAUAAUAUAUUACUAAUAUACAGUGCGCUUCAAGCAACGCAUGAUGUUGAAAAGUCAAAUAACGACAUUUUAUGCUAAGUAGCACAAAAUCUAAACACAAGGUUCAAUGCAAGUUCGAUAAGUUUCCGGUAUAUGUAUAUUAUGCAGCCCACAUGCGCAUAAUAAAUUUGUCUCGACGGCACAAUUAACGUGGCCGCAACGGCGCUGUGUCGUGCGCUGAAUACGCUUGAACACGUCUGAACGCGUUUAACGUAAAGGGAAGACGUGUUAAAUAACACUAGGAAUAAAUAUUACCGCAAUAUCCACCUCAAUUUAUUCGCUCGCGAUGCAAGAUAAAUCUUUCUAAACCUAAGCGUUUUAUACGAAGGUUAGGGAUUAAAAUUUUGCAAAAUCAAAUCGAAGGAAGUAUAGUGUCUUGAUAAAAAUUUUAUUUCGCCAAAAAAUUAAAUUUACGGUAAUUGCAUAUUUUAUAUAAAUUCUUCGCGCUCUUGGAAUCGAUAUAUUUAGAGGUGUGUUCGCGCGCAUAUUAAUUAACAAUUUGUCUUUCACUAUUGUUCUUUGAUGCAUCGUGCAUAAAUGUCACUUGGCUGAGCAACAAAUGUUUUCCCACAUGAGUGGCGAUUUGUUUAACAAUAUGUCACGCUCGCAACAAAUAAAUACGGCUUCUUAACGCUAUAUUUGCGGAUCGAUUCUUUAUUUGAAAACUACACUAUUCACGCAUAAUCCAAAUGAAUGAACGACUAUGUGUUCUAGCACGUGUAUCGUUCAUCACAAAAACCUUCUUAAUGUAUUACCGUACGUUUUUGAAUAAAUCUAAGAUGAUUAAUUCAAUUGCAUAAAACAGUGGUGAAGAACCGUCCUUAAACACUGAAAAGGUUGCUUUCGUGUGACAAACAGAUGCGCUCCAUACAGUGAAAGGGGUUGAUUGGAUCAAUAUCCAUCUUACACCUGGAGCACCACCAUGAUUAGCUAUAGCUUUGGUGGGAAAGUUUUUACGUGUAUUACAACGAAAACUAGGGAUAUCAUUUACGUGCGUACGCUUAAUGCGACUGCGUGUACUAAUAUACAUGGUGUUCUGUAUGUUACCUUGUAACAAAAUGUGUCAGAUUUUGUAUACACGGUAAUAACAUUUUGUGCAUUUAAAUCACAUGAUAAUGUUUCUGGUAUGUAAUCGGCGUGUAAUAUCACGAAUGAUAGCCUCGCUCUUUGAUGCGAAAUCAAUUGCGGCCUGAUUUAAAACGCAAAGUCACGAGACACGUGGUUGUCCUUGAACAAGACUCGAAGUCGCCAGACGAAAUUCAAAUUGAGAAUAUUCGAGAAAUCUCCCGAGCCGUCGAUCCUGUCCGAGAGCCGUCGAUCCUGUCCGAGAGCCGUUUCGUUUCACGAAAGAAAACCGGCCUCCCUCUUAAAUCCGACGCAGUGCGUUAUGAUUCACCCUGUAUGCAAUGCGAACAACUGCGGUGACAAAGCGUGCAGAAUUGUCGGAAAAUAAUCGAUCGUCAGCGAGGUGUACGCGCUUGGUCGAAGCGCGGCAUCGUCAUUCGGUCCCUCUGCCGAAGAUUGGACGCUCGUCGAAGGACGUUCGCGGCGCUCCGAUUCUCGUUCUAGAGCCCCAAGAAAAUUUUGUUCAAGUGCAAACGGACGUACGGACGGCUGCGUGUUCGGGACAAAGAGAGAGGCGACUCCCGUGCAUUCUCGCAUGGGGAUACUCCGUUAUUCCGUCGUGAGAACGGAAUAGAACGUGAAAAGAAAGAGAGAAAAGGAGAGAAAUUCCAAUAAAUCGAAUCGGAACACGAUAUAUAUAUAUAUGUAUAUUUGUAUAUAUAGAUAUAUAUCUGGACAAGCGCGGUAGCGAUGCCAUUUGGUGGUCCCGCGAUCGAGGAGUGUGGUCUGUAUCGGCGAUGACGCACGAUACAUAGGUAUUCAUCAAUCGCACGAAUUCGACGAGAGGUCGAAGCCUCUUUCAAAAUGGAAGUAGAGCCGUGAUAGAAAAUGGUGCCUUUUGCCGCUACGGCUAUGAUUGUGAGCAAAUUGCGGCGCGUCUGGUGAACGACAGAUAUUACACCGUUCUACGAUAAGUAGGCGGUUUAAUGCAAUCGGUAUUAAUCGGCGGGAAGUAAGAGGCCUGCAUGCUGUGCUUACGCGUGCGCGAAAUAUUCGCAGACUCUCCGAGGAAUCGGAAUAAGGCGAACGGCACCAAAGUUGCUUAUCGAGGGUCUCGUUUGAAAGCGAAACUACUCGCGGCGAGAGAAAUCAUGAAAUCUGUAAUGUUUUCAGUGCUUUUCCGAGGCUUCGUUGACGAGCGAACGGACGUCUUUGCGUCUAACGAAUGAAAGAUGUUGAUAAAUAAUUAACGACGAGAUCGCUCGACCAUGUCGCGUCCUCGUCGAGUCGCGACAGUUCAAAUCUCGCGUGCCGUUAUUGCUUGUGGUAAUUAUGUCAAUGUUGAUCAACAACAGGGAACAAGAUGGACGAAUACAGCAAAAAGUUUGCGGAGAUGCAAAAGUACAUUCCGUUCCUGGAAGCGAUGAUCGAGAGGCUGCAGAACGUUAAGGACAAGGACAAUCGGGAGAUUCAAUUACAGAAGAUGCGAGGUCUCCACGGGAUUCUGUCGAACAGCAAGGGACAGUUGAAGAUGGAGACAUUGCAACGGUGCGAGGAUGUUUUGCAGAAACUGCACAGUAAAGUAGAAAAGUUUCAGGGAAAUGCACCCGGUUUACAAUUGCCGUUUAAGCCAAAUGAUGGCGUCAUACCGCUACCUUCGACUUCGUCGGAGAGAUCCCAACGAAGUAAGGAAGCGGGGCAAUCGCAAGACGCAGAUCAGAGCAAAGAAAUGGACGAGACACCAGAGAGUCCGGACACCGUGAGAUCUUCCAGUCCCGAUUGCCAAAUUCUGCCUAUAAUAAUCCCAACCGAACGCACGGAGUUGGAGAAUAGAAACAAAAGACAAAAACAACGUCCCGAAGAAAUACCGGUUAUUACGCUUUCAGAUAGUAUAAGAACUGUAACUAUCUCGUCGGAGACAGAUUCGAAUUCGGAUGAUGUUGUGUUCACCGAAUGGGACAUGUUGGAACAGUCGGAGAGGCAUAAUCCAAGCAACAGACGAAAUGUCCAGUCUCUUGGACAACCUCCAGUGGCUGCUACCAGUCAUGAUGUAGCGACUGCUGCGAAGUUGAUCAGUAACAGCUUACCGCAAAAAGUCAGCGACAGUAGAAACUAUUCGUUGAACCCGCAAGAUAUACCGACCGUUCCGGUGCCUUCUCUCGGUGGUUCCAGACGAUUAUCCUCUAUUCUAGAGAAAAAUAGGCUGAAUUUAGACAUGAUGGUCGCCAGUACCUCUAGACCAGAAUCACCUGUGAAUGUUCCCGAGGUGAGACUCAACUCUCCCGAUCCCGAAAUAUUGUUCGCAAAGCCUAGGGCCUUGUCGCCCAGACCGAAGGACAGCCAUAACACGUCGAAACCACCGCCGAAACCGCCAUCGAUACCGCUCCUGUUCUCGCCGCCACCUUUGUCGCACGAGCCUCCGUUGUCCAUGGAAGAUUUGGCGGAACUGUUGAAUGACGAAGGCGUUAGCGAGAAGAGUGAUAAAGCCGGUGAAAAUGCUGCAAAGCAAAAAGAAACGGAUAAAGUGUCGAAAAGUGUCUCACUGUCGGAAAAAGAGAAACUUACCGCCAGAAAAAAUUUGCCAAAUACAGCAGGAGUCUCGUCCACGAAAUCACCUCAUCAAUCGAACGAUUUUCAGCGAUCGCAAGCGUCUUUUUCGGGUUCCAAGUCCCAAGAGCCACGUUAUGCAGAUAAUUACGAGAGGCAUCCGCGUCAACGUGACGCUCACGCUCAUGAGAGCGCGAAAGAUAGGGUGAUUACUAUUUCUGACGACAGCCCGUCUCAGAUACCAGUUAUUCAUAGUACCGCAAGCAAGCCGGACGAAAGAAAUGCUACGUUGUAUCAGAGACGUCCAAGCGUACCGGAUGGACGAGAGGACAUCAAUCUAUCUAGAACUGAGAACGAAUUUAUGAUAGAUAACAGCGACUAUUACAGUAUGCACCCUAAUCAGAUGCAUUGGGCUCCUCCUACGGUUCCUGGUGACCAUCAAUUCGGCAACACGCAAUGGACAUCUUCCCCCUAUGGCGGAAUGACCAAUCCACCACUGCAACCACCAUUGCAACCACCACUGCAACCACCACUGCAACCACCACUGCAACCCACUCAGCAUUCCUUUCCACGUUCGCCGAUGGAGCCACAGUUCAGGCAAAAUCAGUUCCCACCGACUGUACCCACUGGUCCCAGACCGCAUAUCAAUCCCAUAGUGAGACCGGAAAAUAUGCGGGAGGAUAUACCUCCUAUGGUACCUCCCGUUUUUCCAUCACAAUAUAGAGGCUUUCAGAUGGGCCAAGGGUCUUACGAUCCAGCCUUCCCUGUUGGCAGACCAACGGAAUAUCCGCACGUAAGACCGUCAUGGGAAGGUCUUGCCGGUAGGAUAAGCGACACUACUUAUGAUAAUGUGAUUCCUUGUGGAAUUCAAACUCUAGAUUCCACAGGAAGUUCGUAUCCGCGACCCAAUACGCCUUGCCCUUGGGGUACACGUGACAGGGGUAACAGAAGCCAAGGAAGGGACGGAUACUAUGACAGAAACAGGACGGAGGUGAGGCCCGGUUUCAAUCGUGAUGGGCGCCGAACCGAUUGGUCGCGAGACGGCCACUCUGAUCGAGAGAAUUCGAAUCGUUUCCCAAAUCGAGAUCCACGGGUUCGCACAGAACAUAACGCAGCUACCGGUCAGGCCAAAGAGACCGGUGCUUCCGCCAGAGAUCCACGCCUUGCCAAAGAUAAACAUGCGAACGUGUCAACCAAAGUCAAAGACACUGUUCACAAUGAGAGGGAUCCCAGAAAACGGCCGGUAACGGCGAAUGCUAAAGAAAAACCGACGGCGCAGAAAUCGCCUGAAAAGGAGAAAGUGGACAAGCUGCCGAAAGAUAGAAUGCAAUCACCGCUAGAGAGUCUUUACGGCGUGAUUGACACGAAGGUUAGUCAGAAUUCGGGUUUGCAAAAGUUCAAAAUUCCAAAAAUCAAGCGAUCGGAACCGCCACAAUCAACUCGCGUUGCUGAAACGAAAAAAGAUGAAAACACCUUCCCGAGUAAAACGUGGCGUAUAAAGAGUAGCAGCAGCAGCAAGAACAAUAAAUCGGAUUCCAAGAGUAAGAGCAAGGACGUUGCGAGUGCCGAAGUGAGCAGCAGUAGCGACGGUAAUCGUGUAACGGAGAAUUCGGUCCAGCAAAGCAAUGUUGCAAAGGAGAAAAAGAUUCCUUCAUCUUCAGAAAAAUGUGAUAAAAAUGAGCCAAAGAUUGGCGAAGCAGACUCGAUGACCAACAGUUCCAAGUCCAGUAAUAUCACAAAGAAGGGUAAGAAGAAGCAGUCAGAAGCGGACGGAUCGAAAGGCAAGGAAGAGGUGACGCAGGAAUGGAUUGAAGAACUUAUCAAGAAGUCAUUUGAAUCCGGAGAAGGCAAGAAGCUGGUAAGCUUCGAGCAAACAAAAUUUUUACGAAAGCUCGGGGAGGCGCUAAAGCCAAAAAAGUUAGAAAAGCUUAAGAAGAUCAUUGAGUCUGAGUCCGAGAGCAGUUCGGACAAGGAUGAAACGGUCGAAGCAACAAAGAUUAGUACCAAGAAAAAGAGGCGAAUAAUAAAGUCGGAUAGCUCGGAUGAUGAAUGUCUUGCAGAUAUUUUAACUACUGACGUGAACGUCGAGAAAGAGUCGGUAUGUCAAGAUUCUGCAGAUUCUAAACAUUCAGAAGAAACACUGGAGACAUCAGCACCCAGUAAUAAUUUGAGCAAAGAGAUCAUUAAAAAUAUUACCACGAAGAAAAGUAACGAUUCAUUAAAGAUUCGUGGCAAGGAGCGCGUUCAAAUAGAUAAUAAUAAGACCAAAGGUACGCGAUUGGAGAAAAAGAAUGAUCGUUGUAAGACUAAUCAAUUAGAAGAUGACAAUGAAAAUACUGAUGUCCCAUCAGAAAGUGAAAAACGAAUCAGUAGUAAUAGAUCAGAGGAUAGUGAGCAAAAGAAGAAACAAAACGAAGAUAACCAGGAUAAAGUCGAUCAAAGUAUUCUAGAAAAAUCGAAGGACAGUACAGAAAGUAAUAUAGAAUGUGCGGUUCAGAAUAGUACAGAAAGUUCGGAUCAGAAUAAAGAUCGGACCAAGCAAUCUGUUACCGAUAAUGCGGAUAGCCAAGAAGUUUCGACUGAUAAACCAAAGACAAAGACCAAGAGAAGAAAUUCUCUGGAAAUGUUGCAGGAGGAUAUCAGAGAAAUGUUCAUUAGUGACGACGUAGUAACGGCGACAGGUUUUCGGAUGUGCAGAUUGUCGAAGGAGAAUCAGUCGCCCUCGAGGAUGAGUCCGAGCACGGUAUCGACAAACUCUAAAAGGGACGAAACUGCUGAAAAGAAGAUCGCGGAGACGAAUAUAGCAACGAAUGAGUUGAUAGCGAGCGCCAAGUCGAGGAAAAAUUUAAGAUCUCGCUAUGUCGAAGAGUCGAACAAACCGACAGCCAAGAGCAAGAAUGAUGCCAAACGGACAACUCGCAGUUUAUACUCGAAAAAAUUGAUUAUAAGUUCCGACAGUGAAGAGGACCAACCAUUGGCUCUGCGAACAGAAAAGUUGCUGAACAAUGCUGGCACUAGCAGAUCGAAUCAAGAAAUGGAUCACAGUGAGGAAAGCAAUGACACACUUCGCAGAUCUAGACGUGUCCUAUAUAAAGAUAUUAUUAAGGAACCGCGAGUGCUUGUGGAAAAGACGGAUCUUACGAAGAUAGACUUGUCCAGAACAAUGUUCGAUAGCUCGUCCGAUGAGAGUUUUGGUAUAGACGUAUCCGAAUUAGCCGCGGCGGUGGACAACUCUCUUCAACGAGACAAGCAGUCCGAUCAGGACUCGAUAGACACGGUGAUUUCGAGACCGCGGAAAGACUCGAAGAACACCGGUAAACGAAGUUUGAAGCCGAAGAAGCCAUUUACUGAUUGUUUACUCACCGACGACAAAAGCAACGACGAUAUGUCUUUCACGGACGAGGAGAGCGUGGUGUCAGACACUUCCAUAUUGAGCAAUACAAAUGUCGGGCGAGGAACGAGCAGUGGCGCAGCUAGGACGACCAGUAGGGAGGAAUUAUUGAGCAACAUUCUAAUAGGGUUGGUGCCAGAACAGAGUACGUUGAUCGACAAGGGUAACGAAGCCGACUUCGAGGAGGAUGUGAAUGAUCCGCUGGCUAUUGAGCCAGUUGCGAAAAAAUUGACGAAAAAGAAGAAAAAGAAAUCCAACUGGAAGAUGGGCAUAGUAUCUACUAAGAAGAAAAAGAAAAGACCCAUUUCGGGAGCCGCCUCCAAAACUGCGUCUUCGACGAGUGUCGAAGAGACGAAUACCGGAACGAAUGUUUCAACGGAUACCGUAGAAGCUAAUCAAUCGGCAUUGGAAGAUAAAAAUCCUGAGGUGGAGAAAACUCCUGAAAAGAUUCUUGGAGAUACCUAUAUCACUGACGAUGCAAAUAUAAAUAUAAUGAAUUCUAUAGUGAAAUGCGAAGAUAUUAAGCCACUUGUAAAUAUAUUGAAUAGCUUCGACGUAGAUUUUAAAGAUUUAAGCAAUUUUACCAAUUUAUCAGAGUCCACGGAUACAUCAAUGCUUAGAGAAGCGCUCCUUAAUGAUUCCACCGAGGAGAAUACAUCGUCGACAAAAAUGGACUUGAAAGAGGCAGAAUCUUCAAAUAGCGCUAACCUUACUGCAGCAAGUAGCGCUGGUCUUACUGCCACUAUUCCAAAUAAUAGAUUUUUCAAAGAACCGCCAAAGAUUGUUUACGACGAGCAAAUGGCAGAACUGUCCCGCAGGAUAGAGAUCAAACACCUGAUAGAUUAUUGCUGGAUGGGUCAGGACAAGUACAAAUGUCUAUUGUGUAUGUUUACCGGCAAGAACAUCGUUCACCAUUACAAGAUUACUCAUUACGGCAGGGAAGUACUUAUCUCACGUCUCAAAUCAACAGACGCUCAGGACGCGAUUAUGGAUACCGAGCGUGAUGCAACUGCUUCAACAUCUUUGGCAGAAGCGGGUCAGAUGUCCAAGUUUUGCUGCAGGUUCUGUUGUUUUGUUACGGAAGGCGCAGCUGACGUGGCACUCGAGGCGUUCUACGAGCACUGUACGACGCACACGGGCGAAUAUAGGUUCCACUGCAACAAUUGUUCUUACCAGGCGGUGGCCAAAGCGUCCAUGAGAACACAUUAUUACAAAAUGUGUCGCAAAGACAAAUCAUUCAACGAGUCUGCAUCUGAGGACAUCGUACCGAGGGAGGGUGGCGUUUAUGGCUACCUAUGUUGCAGCUGCAAUUAUGUACAGCUGAAGCGACAAAACGUGGAAAUCCACGUUGCGUUCUGGCACCGAGAUCAGAUGGACACCAAGAUCUUGAAAAUUAAUAUGUCGGCGGUAACUCCCGAAAAGAUUACGAGUAACAAUGAGCAAUCGCACGAGUCGACGUCUACUAACGCCGAGGAGUCUUUCACCGUGGAAACAAAGCCGCCAUUGAUGGCUAUCGCGAGGCCAACGGAGUUCGAGGGCAAUGAUGACACCAGAAUUCUGUGUGAACCAAAAAUAGAGCAAAAUAUUCUGAUCAAGGAGGAAGAAAGUGAGGAAAGACCGAGGCUAUCUCAAGAGGAACCGGAGGGGUCGGUGAGCACCGGUAAUCUAAGCGUAUUCGUUUGCCCACCUGAGCUGGAAAACAAAGAGAUCGAGAUACAGCGCGAGCGGCAGAAAACCAUGGCAGAGAUCGCCAAUGACAUCGGUAUUUUACCGAUGUUAAAAAAUCCUAAACCGGGUUUGUCCAUAACAGAUAAGCUGCAGGACAAGAUGCGCACGGACGCGGUUGUCAGUCCCGAAUGUAACGCGUCGGCGGACAUUCCGGGAACGAGGAAAGACCCUUCGUUGCCUCUUGUGCGUCUGUCCGCAGAACCUCUGAUAACGGAGGAGUUAAUCACGGGGGAUCCUCUAAGUCAGCCGAGCAGUCAAGAGGAACCUUUGAAAACCGAGGAGUUAAUCAUCAAGGAGGAUCCCCUGAGUCAGCCCAGCAGUCAAGAGGAUCGCCUUUCUUCUACGGAGGGACAAUUAGCUGCCGAUAAGCCAGAAGUGACGAAGAAUGGAGAUGACAAGGUGGACAUGAAAAUCCGGGAUCCUCUUACGAGCAUGGACCUGGGCAAAGGCAACGACAACGACGGCGAGAACAGCGACAACGAUCGCUCAGCGCCAGUCUUCGAAUCGGACUCCAGCAGCGAGCAAUCGGACUCUGAGCAGACUGACGUUACUACGAUCCUGAAGGAGACUUCGAGCAUAAACUUGUCCUCGUCACAGGACCUGAUGCUGACGACGAUACAGAGGCUGGCUGCGCAGCUUCAGAACGUUAAACCGUUGGAGCUGGUUCCCGAGCUCAGUAUUAAAACUGAGAUCAAGACCGAGCCUGUGUCGUCGAUCCCGAAACCACCGGACGUCGUGUCGAUCGCCAGUGUCAAACGUUUGCUAUCGAAACAACAAAACGUCAAGCCUGCGAAGGAAAUGUUGACACCGUCGUCGCCCAAGUAUGCCAGUCUGCCCAACAAUUUUCUUAGAUUUCGGCGAUUGAGCGGCGACACGUUGUCUAUGCCGACGCAGUUUUCGGAUAAUCAAGAAGAUGCGCAAGAAUUCAAUACGGAUGGAGCUCAAUCGGAUAGUGCAGUAGACUCACUGCAAACCGACGCGGAGGAAGAAUGCCCGUUUUUGAAAAUCGAAAACGUGGUUAGCCUCGCACGGCCCGAUCAGAACGAGAGUCUUAUUGUAAACAACAUUAGAAAAGCGAUGGAGCUCUCGCCUACAAAGGGCAAAGAUAGUAUAUCUAUUUUAAGGAGACACCCAUUCAGCCAACCGUUAAUAUUGAAGAAAAAUGUCUCACAGCUGUUAAUAAAUACGAACGUGCAAGCUUCGAAGGUGCAACUGGUGGCUUCGUCAACAAGUCCAUCGACAAGCCCCUCGACAAGCUCAACCUCGAAUAGAUCAAGGAAAAUCAGAGUGAUACCUUUGCCGACUAACCCUAAGGACGUAUCGCACUCGCCCUUCGCGAUCAAAUUGAAGUCUGUCGAUUCUUACGCGCUAAUGAUGACGGAGCCAAAGCUGGCUCACUUCUACAAGUGCAUGGGCCGCGAUUGCUCUUACACUACCGACUCGGCCGCACAAUAUAACCAGCACUAUCUUCAGCACGAGGAGGCCAACAAGCAGAGUAGUACGCUAUCGAACGAUUAUAAGAAGUGCGCUUAUUGCUACGCAUCUCCGGACGACUGGCUUACUAUGAAAUCUCACUUGUUGGAUAAACACAGCCAUUGCCAGUACCAGUGCGGUUACUGCUUUUAUCGAGCCAUUAUACCGGCCUAUGUGCAACAACAUCAGACCGUUUGUCAUCCCAGCACCGUAUUUUAUUAUUUAUUAGGCAAGCCGCAAAAGUCGGCCCAGAAACAAGAAUUAGUCAAUCGCAAAGAUUAUGUAAAGCCUUUUAUAUGUAUACAAGAUUGCAACAAAAUCUAUUACAUACGUGAAACAUUUACCACACACUUAAAGAAACAUUCAACCCUCGUGUACAAAUGUCAUAUCUGCAACGUUGCGCAUACUACGACAGAAUCCCUUUUAUCUCAUUACAGCAAGUCGCACGGAUUGUGCAAAUUUCAAUGCUUAUAUUGUUUUUUUGGUGCCGAGAGUCUAGCUGAAGCAUAUCAGCAUUUAAGCACCGUACAUUACAAUCGACUGCCUCAGGUUCUGGAGCGUUCACUUCCACCAAAGCCAUCACGCCACGUGGAAGUUAUACAUCAACUCGUACUGCGAACUUUCCACCAUGUAUUAAAUGAAGGAAACCGUAGUUCAAAUGUUAAAGAUUCUAAAAAGACUACACCUAAGGAAGACGCAACAAACGAUCAAAUCCCUACAGCUUCGUUAACUGUUAAAAUUGCUUCAAAUAAAACUUGGUCUAAUCUGCCAACUAAUGUAAAGAAGGAUAAUUUCGUCGGGGCAGUUAGUGAUAACACAGAAGUUAACGCUAGUAUUUCUAAUAUCUCAACAAAACAAUCUGCAGAUGCGUUUCUUGCCAGUACCAGUAAAAAACCGAGUAACAAAAGUGCUGAAAAACAGCCUGUGCAGAGUGAGUCGUUCCAGCAAUCGGAGAUGGGAAAAUUAAGUAACUAUGUCACAAAUCAAAUUCUUCAUGAACCAGAAUUGGAGCUGUCAUCGUCCAUAAACGAGUCCGACGCGAUUGACCCGCUAGAAUUUUCGGGUGAAUUCAAUUGCAGCGACGAAUUCGUAAAUACCAAUCUUCUCGAUAAUGCGGAACUCCUGAAGAAUUUCACACCCAAUUCCGAUAACAUGUUCUCUAAAUCUGUGGUCAAAACCACAGAAGACAGUGACAUCGAGAUCUUGGACAGCGAGGAGAAAGUAGCCGCGCGAAAUGUUCAGGACGAUGUAAAGACAACAGCAGAGCCGGCGGUUCUCGAGGCAAAGGUUGAGAGUAAGGAGCAGAUCGCACCUGGCGAUACUACCGAGACAAAAUGCAAACCCGGAGAGGCGCCGGCUAAUGCGGCUGCUAAUGCAACCGCUCAGCCAGACGGACCUUUGACUUUGGAUGACAUCAAGGACACCGGCCGUGUUGGGCAUGAUUUGUACAAAUGUGGUUAUCUGGAAUGCAGUUUCACCGCACCCAGCGUAGCCUCGUUGAAAGUGCACAUCAAAACGUGUAAUCUUGGAGAGCCCAUCAAAAAUUUGUUUUGCCCGCAUUGCAAAAAACGAUUCGUUAAAGUUGGCCUGCUCCUAGAGCACAUGAAGACUCACGGAUUGAAGCGUUUUGGAUGCUCGAUGUGUAAAUUGAGAUAUCCGGUUGCGUAUCAGGCUACGGCUCACAUGAAGUCCAAACACAAAUUUCUCAACACGAAGUUGGUGCCUGCCGACCCAACAAACCCAUCAGUGGAUGGUCUCUUUAUCGUGCAAGCAGUGCCUUUUGGAUCUGCCGAACGAAGGACCAAGAAGCGUAAAGGUGCUAAGUCUGUAGCGGAACAGGAUAAUGAAAAAACUGCGGAUAACGAAAAACUGUCGUUCAGUCCCGACGAGAUAGAGCAGUUGCCGCGUCAGGCAAUUUAUAAUCGGGAGGUCCGGUGUGCCGUGUGUCCUUACACAACUAAAGUUCGAACAAACAUUAUCCGGCAUUUACAACUACACGCAAAAGACGAGACCGUGCCCGAGAGCGGCCCGGUCAAUCCUGUUCCCUGUUUAGAUAAGAAGGAAAAGAUGUUCGAUAAGAUGGUGAAUCUGGCGAGCAGCUCGCACCAAAACGGUCGUAUGGGUGGGAAAUCGAAAGAGCUUGUUAAGGAAAGCGAGAAGGAUGAUAGUAUACCGAAGUUUGUACCGGAAAACAAGAGAUAUGUAUGUAGCAUAGCCGAAUGUAAUUAUUUAACGGUGGACGAGGCGAUGUUGAGGUAUCACUUGAAGGCCCUGCAUUCGGACGAGCCAUAUUUCCGUUGUCCGCAUUGUCCCCCAUCGGUGCCGGGUCAAGAGAAUCAAAAUAUAGCGAUCGACAAAAUGGGCAUUCAUUUGAAGAUGCACGACACAAGACUCUACAAAUGCUCCCAUUGCAAUCAUCAUCAUUAUCAUAGGCACGUUGUGGAGCGGCACCUUACCGACAAGCAUCUGGAAAAGAGACCUUUCGUGAAAGUCAUAAGGGAACUGGAGAGCACGGAGAACGUUCAGCAACCGGUCCCGGAGGAGACCGGAGAGGAGGAGGUGCCCGACCCGGACGGUAAUCAUUGGAAAUGUAAUCUUUGCGAUUUCAAAUGUGUUUACAAGGCCGAUGUAGCCAACCAUGCUGAUACGGUUCACGGCGAGAGUGCUCAAUACAAGUGCACCCUGUGCUCGUUCAAAACGAGUGGCAAGAUAAUGCUCGAGCAGCAUUUAAAUAGCAAACACGCAUACGAUUCCAACGCCGAUUACAACAUAAUAUAUCAGAGGAUAAAAGGUGUCAACAAACGAAACACGGAAGCCGUGGUGGAGCAAGGCGGACAAGACGAGCCCUUCGACACGACGCCACUUUGGCGAAGAAACAUGCCGCGAGUUCGACAUAUUCGCGGAAUUCUUUUGGAGGAGGAAAUUGAAGAGUCCGCGACGAGCGAGACGUCGUCAGCUUCGAAAGUGUCUCUGGGCAAACGUAAGAGCGAUGUAGAGAUAGUGACGAAGCCGGCUAAAAUAAAAUCAACUGGGAAAUCGACGUCUCUCGAUGAGAACAGCAAGCAGUCGAAGGAGAAAUCAAAACGAUCGCUCUCAUGCGACAAAUUAUCCGUCGAGGCGGCAGGCGAGGGACAAGCUACGAAGGAAAGUGCACAUAGCAAAGUCAAUUCGCGUAGUGAUACCGGCAACAAGUCGGCGAAAGUCUUGAGAACAGACGCGGAUGAACUGAGUGACAUUAACGAUUCUGACAUGGGAACGUUUGGGCCUUACGGCAAACCGGAUGCCAAUCAGUAUGUCUGUACACUGUGUAAUCACUUCAAGACCAAGUACAAGCACGAUAUGAGAGAUCACCUUUAUAGGGAGUUGAACUAUCAAAGGUGGCAUUGUAAGGUUUGCGGAUACACAUCGAUAAAUCGUAAAGCAUUGCAGCAGCAUUUUACGAAACGUCAUAAUGGGGAGUGUGUGGAUCACGAGCCGCUUUCGCCGGACUAUACGAUUGAAAAUUGGGUGUCGACUUUAUUGACGAAACAAAUGGAUAUGAUCAAGGCGUCUCAAAACAUGAACGUUGUCUACAGAAGUGUCGCGAUACCUGUCAACCCAGAUGUCAGUUCCGUGAAAAUUCCUACCGACAAGAAGACCGUGAAUCUUGCACCUACGAUAUCUAAUCUGCAAAAUAAUAUUCUCGAAGACACUAAUAGAAGCAAUAUAGAUACUGAUGAUGGAGAUAGCCGAGACGAGGAUCUUAUAAUCGACAUGAAGGAGGACGAGGAUAAAAGCAGCGAGGACAAGUCCGAAAGUGACAAACGUGAUGAACUUGAGAAAACCGACGACGAUCUGGAGAAGCCGUUUGUCUGCAAGCACUGUAAGCUGACGUUCACCCGCCAGCGCGGACUGAAGAUGCACAUUCAGUUUUCACAUUUGAAACGGCUCGGCUUCCUGUGUCCUUAUUGCGACCGUAGCACCAACUCGGAGCCGAUGAUGCGUCAGCACAUCCGUGCGAAGCACCCGAACGACAAGGAGAAGAUUGUACACAAUCCAGACGCGUGGGGGAAUACGAGGUUGAGCGAUGAAUUUUGGUUAAAGGAAUACGGCCUUUCUCCAACGAAGAACAACAAGAGACGGAGGUUGAAUACGGAUAUCAGUUUCAGCAACAAUACGGCCACUACAAUAGCCGCUGCCACCCCUGCCCCUGCUCCUGCUCCUGCCCCUGCCGUCGCCGCUACCUCAACUGUUCCUGCUUCUUCCAGCACUCGCACAGAAAAGUGCGAGUUGUGCAGCUUCUCAGCCGUAAAUUACACUGGCCUGAAGAGCCAUAUGAGGACACACGCUCACAAACACAAUCUUAAGUGCCUGUAUUGCACCUACAGCUGUUCCUUUAAGGCAGAAAUGGUCGAGCAUUGGAAAAUAAAUCAUUUCUCGUUGCCGUUGAAAUUCAAGGAACUGACACCGAUAGUUGAUACCUCCUCGGGCGAGACGAAAAGUAAGCCGCCGACGUCUCAAACGAGGGACGCCGACGUGUCGAAGAACACGGUGGAGGAACGCGAGGCGUCGACCAUAAUCUACGGCUGCUUCUACUGUAAUCUUCGUAGCAUCUCGUUGUCGUCCAUCAGACAGCACUGGAAUCUCAUGCACAAGGAGUCAAAGGGUUCGGAAGCCACUGUCGGCGUAAAGUUUCCGUUUAAAUACAAGGAGAUAUCUGUGCAAAGAUUGUCGUCUAUAAACUCCGCGAAGAAAGACGUCAACGAGCAGAACCAAACGAAGAAGACUGAGAACUCGUCGCCUGUCACUCAACACGGAUGGAUUUGUCAGUGGUGCCAGGAACUUUGCAAGACCAACAACGAGAGGCAAAGGCAUCAGAACAUGUUCCAUUCGCAUCUACCACACAAGUGGCAGGAGAAGCGGCAGCAGCAGCAACAGCAACAACAGAAAGAGCAAGAUCAAUCACAAAGAGCGUCGGCAAAAUUGCCUGCACACAGUGCCGAGCACACGGGUCUCGCAACAAACUCGAACAAUACCUUCAAUUUGGUCGUGGAGAGCUUGAUCGCGAAACAUGUCAAGCAAAUCGACGAACCUGAUCCAAAAAACGAGGAUGGCCAGAGCUGUAUUUUGCACGUCUCGACUUCGAAGGGACAUCGCGGCGAUAAUCGCCAGGCUGUCGCGAAGAAAUCCACUACCAAAUCGGUCGUCUCGAGACCAGGUCCACGUGUAUACAAGGUUGUCGCGCGCAAGUCCACUAAUCCGAAGUAUCCACAAACUCUUUUUACGCCACGUCCGGUAGUGGAAAGCACAAACAUGAAUCUCGAGGAGAAAGAAGUGAUGCAGCGCGAGCCAGUCUCGUAUUAUGGAAUACCGAGCAGCCCGAUUAAUUUAGCCGAGUUAAACACGUACAUGGUGGUCGGGGGCCUCCGUAUGAGGGUAAACUGUCUUACUCUCGCAACACUGAUUAAUAUCAAGCCAAAAGUAUUAUUGAAGGACAUUAGAAAAGAUCCUGAAUACACCGCAAGCCUGUCAAACUUAGAUUAAUAUUAUAAUAAUUAUUCUUUGUAUCAUAUAGAUAUUAUUUUCGUGUCAUAUUGAGGUUCAGAUUUUUCUGUUAAAAAUAAUUUGUUGCCGAUCGUUGGAAAAACUAGUACAUAAGUGAAAUUGCAACAAAAACGUUCAGUUACAAUUACUGUCCGUGGUAAAACUGAUUUGCAAUGAUGAACAAUUUUUUUUUAACAAGUUUUAAUCUUUUUUUUUAUUAUUAUAGAACCAAAAAUCAUAAUGUAGCUUGUAUUUUUUGCUCCUAAUUUUAUUUCACAAAAUACAACGUGUACAUAUUAAAAGUGGAGAUAUGAUUGAAUAGAAUGUACAUUAGGAAAGAAGGGUGGAGCGACUAGUACAAUAUAAAGUCGUAUUUUAGUUUUAAAAUGUAUCAACUCAAGUAUAUGUUUGAUGUGAUACUUUUAUAUAUAUGAAAGGGUUGUUUGUUAAAAUCUUGAAUUAUUGUAAAAGUUACGUGUAACAUCACAGAUUUACAACGUGAAUUGCCGAAUAAUAGAAUAAAACUAUUUUUAAUACCUUUCAUAAAAUCACAAUUUUGUUAGUCGAUUUGUAUCAAUUAAUAAUAUAUAAUGUUCAUGUCAUUCAGAAUAACAGAAUAGUUUUAAUAUAUAUGUAUAUAUAUAUAAUUUUACGUUUCUUUUUUCGUACUGUGUAAGUAGUAUUAUACUUUAUCUCUAUAAAACAAAGAUGGAUAGUACGAACAUUUUGUCUAUAUUAGAUUUUACAUAUUAUUUCAGUAAUGAAAUUGCACUACACACGAACAUGCAGAAAUAGUCUUCAGUCACUAAAUUUUUUCUUCAUAAGAAUGAUUUUAGCAUAAUAGAAAAUAGCAAGCUUUUUUCUGUGAAAAUACAAGACUGACAAACAUCCUAUUAUUUUAAUGUAGUAGUUUUUAAAACGUUGUAAAUAUAUGUACCAUACCGUAAAUAAAUAUUUUUGAUUUUUAUAAAUCGACCAGUAUAUAAACAAAUAUAUCAAUAAUUACUUUAGUUUAAGUACAUUUUGAAGUUAUAAUAUUACUUUUUAACAUAAAAAGCAAGAAAAUCGGCACAUUUUGAUCGACAUUUGCACGAGUAUCUUUUUGCGUUUUCUUGUUGAAAAUAUGACACGUGGCAUUCAUAUUAUUUAUACAUCUAUGACUCCUUUCAUAUUUUCGAAGAUAUUUUGUACGUUCCUCAGCUUAGAUUUUGCGAUGGUAUAAAGUUUUGUAAGUAAAUGAAAUACUUUUUACGAAAGCAUUAUUUUUUAUUCAGUGUGAAAAUUCAUCGAAUUAUUAAAUAUUUACGUUAAAAGCAAAAGAUCAGGCGAUAUAUUUGAUUAACAAAUAUAA
Molecule: messenger RNA, 17963 nt
Organism: Vollenhovia emeryi
Lineage: Eukaryota; Metazoa; Arthropoda; Insecta; Hymenoptera; Formicidae
Exons: 19
Coding region: 3314-16612 (4432 amino acids)
Biological process (GO): regulation of gene expression
Cellular component (GO): nucleus
Source: RefSeq, a predicted model, not a curated record